AUGACUAAUAAUUCAGAUGUCUUUAAUUUAAGAUCAACUAUAUAUGAUAGUUUGAGUAAUAUAUUUGAAGAAAAUAUUGCAAAUAGUAACGAGACUAAUACUGACACUAUAGAAUUGAUCACUACAGUAAACAAAGGAGAUAUAAUUAAGAAAUUAAUGAACGAAUUAGAAACAAAACUAACAAAUGAGAUGAGACAGAAAAUAGAAUAUGCUUUUCUUACAAAAUAUAUUGAACAAAAAUGGAUCCCACGUGGACUAAGAAUAAAAAAACAAUGUUCUUUUAAUGUGGAAGAUGAGACAUUUAUAAAGAAAUGGAGAGAUAUUCUAGAGAAUGCCUCUCUAAAAUUGAUGGAAUUAAUAAAAGAAUAUAGAGGGGAUACACUAAUAAAAUUAGGGAAUGAAAUCAAUGAAUUAGAAUUACAGUUGCAAAAAUACAAAUUAGAUAAAGAAUAUCUUGAAAAGGAAUUAAAAAUAAAAGAGAUGAUGAAUAGGACUAAAAAAGAACUAUUAGACAUAAAAAAGAAAAAAAACAUUGAAAACACUGAAGUUAAAAAUAGUGCCACCAACAUUGAAAGAAAAAAUACAGAUCAAGAUCGUGAUGAUAACACAUCAUGGAGAACACCUCACCAUAAUUAUAGGCGAUCUAAUGAUCACUUUCAAGCAAACACAAAUAAUACAAACCACUAUAGAAGCACAACGUUUGCACCUUACAAAGAUAAUGGAGAUAUUAGAUAUAAUGAUCACGUCAAAUUCAAUGAAUAUGAUAAUCAUAAUAGAAAUAAUGGAUUUAAAGAGAAUUUUGGAUAUCAAUAUAAUUAUAGAAAAAAUACAUACCCAACAAAUGAAAGACAGAUGAGCCAAUAUAAUUAUUGGGAUAGAAAUUACAAUAAUAGAAGAUUCAAUUCUUAUGAGAAUAGGAAUGUAUACUUCAGAGAGCACGACAGACAGGAAAAUAAUUAUAGAAAUUUUCAGUCCCAAAAUAGAUCAACACAAAAUGGGAAAGGGAAUUAUGAAUCCUAUAAUAGGUUUGAACCACUAAGAUAUAUAAAUACAGAGAAUGGGACAGACAAAGGGAAUCAGGAUCACUAUAAUGAGAGCAGAGAUUUUUUAGGAGUAGGACGAAUGAUCAGGGAGCCAAUACCACCAGAGAGGGAAAACAAGAAUUCAAGAAAGAGAAAGGAGUCAGAAAGAGAGGAACAAGAGGAAAAUUAUUAUGUAAAACCAAAAGACAAGAAAAAGAAGUAG
Messenger RNA from Bombina bombina (fire-bellied toad), 1245 nucleotides. RefSeq lists its product as uncharacterized. The transcript is spliced from 2 exons. The record is from RefSeq and is a predicted model, not a curated record. Lineage: Eukaryota; Metazoa; Chordata; Amphibia; Anura; Bombinatoridae. Bases 1 to 1245 code for a protein of 414 amino acids.